GCUGAAUUACACACGCCGUAAUAAUCAUAUCCAACGCUUAUUCCCCGCCUCCGUUUCUCCUUCACCUAUUCUCACUCGCUACUCUCAUACUUCCACACACACUUAUAACCCCUUCCAAAAUCCAAAUCAACAGCUUCAUGUCAUAACAACCUUCUCCUUUCUCUUCAUUUCUGAAACAAAUCGCCAAUUGCAUCCUACUCGAUUUGUUGGCCAUUUCUAGUUCGUUAACUUCACAUCGUUGAACCACAGUAAUAAUUUGAUGACAAAAUGUAUCUUGAAGUUGAACCACAGUAAUAAUGGCGACAACUACAAUAGCAUCUAUGGGGACAAGUACUUGUGGCUCAAUGGAAUUGGCUGCAUCUUCAUUUACUCCCAAGUAUUUGAGUUCUAAGUUGCAGCAUAAAGAGCCUCAUUGGUUUGGAUUUUCAUGGAACAAAAUACGUAAUUUAAAUGCUUCAAGCCGCUCAUUAAGGAUGAUUUCAAAUGGGUAUUCUGGGAGAGGUGUUUACAGGGUGAAAAAGGAUAAAGAUGAUGAUAAGAUAUAUAGGAGGCUUGAUUCUUGUUUAGUUAUUCCUCCACCAAAAGGAAAGAAGCCUAAAGCAAUCAUUAAAUUUCUUGGUGGUGCUUUUAUUGGAGCAGUUCCUGAAGUUACCUAUAGCUAUCUUUUAGGGCUAUUGGCAAAUGAAGGUUAUCUUAUUAUAUCUGUGCCAUAUAAUGUGACUUUUGAUCACUCAAAAGCUGCUACAGAAGUUUAUGACAAGUUUCAUUUGUGUUUGGAUUCGAUUUUAACAUCUGGAUUGCCUAAUGAUGACGUGUCAUCAGCUCAACUUGUUGAUCUUCCUCUUUAUUCUGUUGGUCAUAGCAAUGGAGCCCUACUCCAAGUACUCUCUGGAAGCUAUUUCUCUGAGAGGAUACCAAAGGCUAAUGCCAUAAUAUCAUACAACAACAGGCCAGCAACAGAGGCAGUACCUUACUUCGAGCAGUUGGGCCCUCUGGUAAGCCAAUUGAUGCCUGUUGUGGAAGCAUCCCCUGUAUCUUCCAUGGCUAAGGGCGCUGCAGAUGCGUGGAGAGUGUUCCUUGAUACGGCGGAAUCAAUGGCUCCUGAUUAUGAUCCGGAAGCUAGGGUUUCAUUAAACAAAUUUGUUGAUCAAUUGCCAUCGGUUUUUAAUCAGGUUGCUCAAGGAAUCUCAGAAUUCAAGCCAACACCUAAUGAGAAUCGCGAGUGUUGCAAAAACUCUUAUAAUAUCCGGAAAACACUCCUCGUAAAGUUCAAUUCUGAUGCGAUUGAUGAGACUGAUCUUCUUGAGGAGACUUUGAGGCCUCGUGUGGAAGCUAUUGGUGGAACACUGGAUAAAAUCUCAUUAAGUGGUAACCAUAUCACACCAUGCAUCCAGGAACCAAAAUUGCAAGUAGGUGAUGUAUAUACUCCAGCAGACGCAAUUGCACAAGUGCUCAAGACUCUUUCACUAAACGAGACCAAAGUUCUUGCUACAACCAUCUCAGAUUGGUUCUCACGCAUCGAUGAAUAAUUUGAAAUUCACUAUAUUAAAUUGUAUAUAUUACUAAAGAAAUAUUAUACCUUUUUGGGUGGGAUAAAAAAGUAUAAUUUUUUUUUU
This is a messenger RNA of Lactuca sativa (garden lettuce), 1616 nucleotides long. Lineage: Eukaryota; Viridiplantae; Streptophyta; Magnoliopsida; Asterales; Asteraceae. The record is from RefSeq and is a predicted model, not a curated record.